Syzygium oleosum is the source of this 991-nucleotide messenger RNA. Its product is annotated as eukaryotic translation initiation factor. The transcript is spliced from 5 exons. The coding region runs from base 79 to 666 and encodes 195 amino acids. Gene Ontology annotation, biological process: translational initiation. Gene Ontology annotation, cellular component: eukaryotic translation initiation factor 4F complex; cytoplasm. The record is from RefSeq and is a predicted model, not a curated record. Gene Ontology annotation, molecular function: RNA 7-methylguanosine cap binding; translation initiation factor activity. Lineage: Eukaryota; Viridiplantae; Streptophyta; Magnoliopsida; Myrtales; Myrtaceae.
CUCUCUUUCUUUCUUUCCAGUUCCGUAGAAGAAAACGCAGAGCAGCCGCACAAGCUGGGCGGAGGAGUUGGUGGGAUUAUGGCGACCGAGAUCGAAGGAGCUCCGCCGGCGGCGGCGGCGGCGGCGAAGCAGCCGCACAAGCUGGAGCGGAAGUGGACGUUCUGGUUCGACAACCAAUCGAAGCCCAAGCAGGGCGCCGCCUGGGGGACCUCUCUCCGCAAGGCCUACACCUUCGACACCGUCGAGGAUUUCUGGUGUUUGUACGAUCAAAUCUUUAAGCCAAGCAAGUUGCUCGCGAACGCUGAUUUUCACUUAUUUAAAGCCGGCAUUGAACCCAAAUGGGAAGAUCCUGAGUGUGCUAAUGGAGGAAAGUGGACUGUUACCAGCAGCAGAAAGGCUACCCUUGAUACAAUGUGGCUUGAAACAUUGAUGGCUUUAAUUGGAGAGCAAUUCGACGAGGCAGAUGAAAUCUGCGGGGUUGUUGCUAGUGUGCGCCAAAGAGGGGACAAACUCGCUCUGUGGACAAAGACAGCUUCAAAUGAGGCUGUACAGACGGGUAUUGGCAGGAAGUGGAAGGAAAUCAUGGAUGUCACUGAUAAGAUCACUUACAGCUUCCAUGAUGACUCUAGAAGGGAAAAAUCAGUCAGGGGACGCUACACUGCCUGAAUCUCUGCUGCCAAUUCUGUUGGUGUUCCUUUAAGUGGCAGCUUCAGGACUUGGUGAUAGUAAUUGAAUGUUAUAUUUAUCGCAUGGAUGGUUUAGCAAGCACGGCAUGUUUUGGAGUCUGGAGCACGCAAAACAAAAAGAAAAGGCUGGAUAUGCUUUAGAGAUGUUUUUCCCCCAUCUGGGUUUGCAAUUUUGUUUUGCCUCAUGAAGCUGUUUCUUCUUCAUGUUGUGCUCAAGCUUAUUGAAAAACAGUAGAAAUGCAUGUUGUUGUGAAGAUUACCACAUGACAAGCAAUAUGAAUUGACUUUCCUCUUUUUGCACUUAA